Messenger RNA from Darwinula stevensoni, 1531 nucleotides. The record is from the annotation of a GenBank genome assembly. NCBI's taxonomy places the organism in Eukaryota, Metazoa, Arthropoda, Ostracoda, Podocopida, Darwinulidae.
AUCUUUCCAGGAUGUGACCAAGAACUGCAUGAUUAAAAAAUUCAUGCCACGCCAACAAUCUUUUACUAGUUGAUAACUGUGCAGAUUUUAUUUCCUCUACUCGAAGGAGAUUCAUAUUACAUCAUGAAGAUCACAAUCAAGACGCUUCAGCAGCAGACAUUUGAAGUAGAAAUAGAUGGUAACUCCAAGGUGAAAGAGCUUAAGGAGAAGAUAGAGGGAAUCAAAGGAAGAGAUUAUCAAGCAUCAUCUCAAAAAUUGAUUUACGCAGGUAAAAUAUUGGAUGAUGAGUCUCCCUUGAGUGAGUAUCACAUAGAUGAGAAGAAGUUUGUCGUCAUCAUGGUGGCAAAACCAAAGCCAGCCCCACCGGCUGGACCUUCUGACCCGACUGUGGCUGCUGCAGAAGCCCUGAAGAAACAGGAAGAGAGUUCAAAACCCAAAGAAGAAAAGGCAAGAAGCCCUCCUCCGGCCCCUUCUCAGCCAACUGAGAGGUCAUCAAAACCACAUGGGAGCACUGGGGUACCGGUAACUGAAUCCAGUUCACCAGAAUCAGCUCUUCUGACUGGCGAGGAGUAUGAAAAGGUUCUUCGCAACAUAAUGGAAAUGGGAUAUGAGAAGGCUGAGGUUGAGAGGGCAUUAAGAGCAAGCUACAACAAUCCUGAUCGCGCAGUGGAAUACUUAUUAACGGGUAUACCUGCUUCGGCCUCAGAGCCCCAGCAAGAAAGCAGCAUAGAGUCACAAGAAGCUGAGACUCGAGGCAUUGAGACAGCUCCUACUACAGAUGGUUUGUUCAAUAUUGUUAUCAAUACUGUAAAUCCCCUGAGCUUCCUUAGGAGUCAGCCCCAAUUCCAGCAAAUGCGACAGGUGCUUCAGAGCAAUCCAAGCCUCCUGAACACCGUUCUGCAGCAGAUUGGACAAAGUAACCCGCAGUUGCUUCAACUCAUCUCCCAGAACCAAGAAGCCUUCAUUCGCAUGCUAAAUGAGCCUGCUGGAUCAGGUGGGUCGACGGUAAGCGGUGAUGCAAACAGUGGAAGUGGUGGUGGGCCAGGUGAUGUCAUUCCCGGGGUCAUUCAUGUCACACCAGCCGACAAGGAAGCCAUCGAAAGGUUGAAAGCCUUGGGAUUCCCCGAGCACCAAGUCAUAGAGGCCUAUUUUGCAUGUGACAAGAACGAGAAUCUGGCUGCCAACUACUUGUUAUCGCAAAACUUCGACGAAUGAGUUGAGUGUACCAAGACGGUGUUCUCGUGUGUCAUUCAUCAGUUUCUCUGCUUUCUCUCUUUCUCACUCACUCUCUUCCUCUCUCCCUCUGUCCUCUACUUGCUGAGAGAUUGUGCUAAUAUGAAGCUGUCUUGGCAAUCUUCUCCAGUUUGGUAUCUGGUUCUGCUUUGCAGUAUAGUAAAUAAAAGAACCAUCUUGGAAACAGAGCUGUGGAAUCAUACUGCAGGAUCCAACGUACAUCUUUGGUUUAUUUCUCAGAAAUUUUGUGUUGGAAUAUCUACGUUCUCAAAAUAAAAUGAGUUUUUUUUUCUCAAGA